AUGUUGUCAGGCGGUGAAUUGAAUCCAACGACAAAGCACAGAGAGUUCUCUGGGGUUCCUGGUGCGAUCGGAAUCACUUUUGGGUUACCUGUUUUACUUUUUCUCAUUGGUUUGGCUGCUAAUAAAAAUUAUUCAAUACAAGGUACCCAUAUCGAUUUUGGGGUCAUCAAGAAGCAAUUGCCACAAUCAUUGGAAGAUAUCCAAGCAUUAUGUUUUGAUAAACAGUGCUGGUUGGCGUAUUUAGGAUGGUUUGGAGGUUUAGCGAUUUUGAACGUUAUUCUUCCAGGGAAAGAAAUGAAGGGAAUUCCUUUGAGGGAGAAUACAGUAUUAAAUUAUAAUAUCAAUGGCUUAAACAUGAUGGGCUUGUUUGUUGUGAUUCUACUUGGAAGGCUCUUUCAGGCAUCGAAUUAUUACUUGAAAGAAUUACAAUUCAUCUAUGACCAUCAGUUACAAUUAACAGCUGUUACUAUAAUAUUUUCAUUUCUUUUAGCUGUGUUCGUAUAUGUGAGCUCAUUUUUACCAUUGAGAAAGGAUAAUGGAGCUGGAAACAGACAAAGAAUUUUAUCUGUCAACGGUAAUACAGGAAACCUCUUUUAUGAUUGGUUCAUUGGUCGUGAGCUCAAUCCUCGCAUAGGACCCUGGGAUAUUAAACUAUUUUGUGAGUUACGUCCUGGGUUGCUCUUGUGGAUGCUAAUAAAUUUAUCAUGUGUUCAUAAUCAAUAUCAAGAAUACGGUACUGUUACAGAUUCGUUAAUUUUGGUUAACGUGCUACAAGCAAUUUAUGUGUUUGAUGGUGUGUUGAAUGAAGAAGGUGUCUUGUCCAUGAUGGACAUAACAACUGAUGGGUUUGGCUUCAUGCUCUCUUUUGGCGAUUUGGCUUGGUUACCAUGGUCUUAUUCAUUACAAGCUCGCUAUUUAGCUCUCCCUGAGAACAGAUUAAUUCUUGGAAAAGUCAAUUUGGCUUUGAUCGUAUUGAUAAAUGCAAUAGGUUACUAUAUUUUUCAUUCUUCCAACAAGCAAAAAGCUGACUUUAGGCUGGGAAAGUUGAAUAAUUUAAAGAAUAUUGAAACGAAAACUGGUUCUAAAUUAUUAUGUGAUGGUUGGUGGAGUCUAUCUCAACACAUGAACUAUUUUGGAGAUUGGUUAAUCGGAUGGUCUUGGUGUCUUCCAACUGGCUUCCAAACUCCUUUAACUUAUUUCUACGUUGUUUACUUUGGAGUUUUGCUAGUCCAUAGACAAAUGAGAGAUGACCAAAAGUGUAGGGAGAAAUAUGGCGACCAAUGGACUGAAUAUACCAAGAGGGUUCCUUAUAAAAUUGUACCUUUCGUUUAUUAA
Priceomyces carsonii is the source of this 1335-nucleotide messenger RNA. RefSeq names its product delta(14)-sterol reductase (gene ERG24). The coding region runs from base 1 to 1335 and encodes 444 amino acids. The transcript has a single exon. Gene Ontology annotation, molecular function: Delta14-sterol reductase activity. Gene Ontology annotation, biological process: ergosterol biosynthetic process. The record is from RefSeq and is a predicted model, not a curated record. NCBI's taxonomy places the organism in Eukaryota, Fungi, Ascomycota, Pichiomycetes, Serinales, Debaryomycetaceae. Gene Ontology annotation, cellular component: endoplasmic reticulum membrane.